This is a messenger RNA of Hippocampus zosterae (dwarf seahorse), 1513 nucleotides long. RefSeq names its product MYST/Esa1-associated factor 6 (gene meaf6). The record is from RefSeq and is a predicted model, not a curated record. The transcript is spliced from 8 exons. Gene Ontology annotation, cellular component: NuA4 histone acetyltransferase complex. Bases 234 to 845 code for a protein of 203 amino acids. NCBI's taxonomy places the organism in Eukaryota, Metazoa, Chordata, Actinopteri, Syngnathiformes, Syngnathidae.
UCAUCAAGAAUUUCCGCAAAAAUUGCUGAAGGUAUGACGUAAGGCCGUGGGCUGCAACCAAUGCGCUCCGCUCCAGCUUGUUGUUAUGGUGAUUGGGUGGCGAAUGGGUCAUUCGCGACUUGUUUCUGCGGUCCUUUAGCUCCAUCUAUUGGCUGCAGCGACCCAUUUAGGAGUCGUUGCGAGCUAUCCCGCCAUCUUUUUGUUUCUCCACGAUCCACACUGCUCCAUCCAUCAUGGCGAUGCACGCUAAAGCUACUCCACCACAGAUCCCAGACACCCGCCGGGAGCUUGCCGAACUGGUAAAGAGGAAACAAGAGCUUGCGGAGACGCUUGUGAAUUUGGAACGGCAAAUAUACGCCUUUGAAGGCAGUUACCUAGAAGACACCCAAAUGUAUGGCAACAUUAUCAGAGGAUGGGACAGAUACCUAACCAACCAAAAGAACUCGAAUAGUAAAACCGAUCGAAGAAAUCGCAAAUUCAAGGAAGCAGAGCGUCUGUUCAGCAAAUCAUCAGUCACCUCAGUUGCAGCGGUAUGUGCGCUAGGCGGUAUACCAGAUCACAUGAACGAAAAACGUGAGGCGGGCAGCGGCACGGAAAGCGACGCCUCACCGGACCUACAGAACCAAGAGAACGAACCCAGCCAGGAGGACACGGAGGAUGUAGACUCCACCUUGCAGGACUUGAAGCCCCAAAAAGCUGCGUCUUCCUCUUCAUCUGGUAGCCACCACGGAAGCCAUAAGAAGAGGAAGAACAAAAACAGGCACAGCCCUUCUGCCAUGUUUGAUUAUGACUUUGAGUUCGACAUGAAAGUGAACAAGAAACCGAGAGCCGAAUAUUCUAACUGAGAAAGACAAGUGCAAAAUGUGGACCAAGAAGAGAAAUUAGAGACUUUGUGGACACGUAUGCCCCCCGCCCCCCCCAGUUGUUAUAUUUCAGCUGUGAUGACUGUACUGCGCUCCAAACAUUCCCCAGCUUCCAUGCGUCCUGCAUGUUACUCCACACCAGCCAGUAACAUUUUGUAUAGUGCAGUGGUUCUUAACCGGGGUUCAGUCGAAACCAACCGGUUCUGAGAAUCAGUCUCAGAGGUUGGACAGAGCCUCCGCCAUGGAGGUGAAGACACACCCGACUGAAGAUGUCAGUUACUUAUGACAUGCUCGCUUGGCCAUUACUGACUGGUUCAUUUUGUGCACAAUAAAAUUAUACUUAGAAAAAAAUACACAAUUAGUAUGUUUUUAAUGUGUUUUUUAUGUCGUGAAUUUGUAAAAAAAAAAAUCUUUAUUUUUCACUAAUGAAGGGUUCGGUGAAUUUGCAUAUGAACUGGUUGGGUUCGGUACCUCUAACAAGGUUAAGAACGACUGCUAUAGUGUUUAAAACAAAAGACUAUUUAUUUUGUUGGCAAUUAACAUUUUUUCUUUUUUGUGGCCACUUUGUUGUGAAUCCCGUAUGAAUAUCUGUAUUCUUUUUAUGUCAUUGUGUUUUUCAAGAGAAUAAAAUACCACUGAUGGGUUUUCUU